AUGAGUACUACUAUAACUACAUUAAGCUUCCUUCCAAAUACAACCGGCCUGGCUCAUGGGACUAAUUACAGUGGGACUGUGCAAAAGGCAGAGCCAUCAUAUGCUGUUCUCAAGUUCAUGGAGAGCUUCUGCCUCAUCAGCUCUGCCUGUGGGAUGGUGGGAAAUGGAAUGGUCCUGUGGUACCUUGGCUUCCGUAUCCGGAGGAAUCGCUUCACUGUCUACAUUCUGAACCUGGCUGCUGCAGACUUUGGAUAUCUGCUCUGCAUUGCCAUUGAAACUGUUCAGUACUUGAUGCAGUUCAAUGUGGGCGUGCAGUUUGGGAUAUUCCUCUUCCUGGAUCUUUUCAUGUACGGGACUGGCUUGUAUCUCCUGACAGCCAUUAGCAUUGAGAGAUGCCUGUCUGUCCUCUGUCCCAUUUGGUGCCGAAGCCAUCGUCCAAAGCACUUGUCUGGCAUCAUCUCUGGCCUGCUCUGGUGCGUCUCCUUUCUGCUAAACACACUGGGGUACAUUUCUUGCACUGUUCGCCCCUCUAGCAACUGCCAUGUACUCCUCAUCACCAUCGGAGUCCUGGACUUCCUCUUCUGCACCCCUCUCAUGCUGGUAUUCAGUCUCACCCUCUUUCUCAAAGUCAAGUGCAGCUCACAGAACCUCCAAACAGGGAGGCUCUUCACUGUGAUUAUGCUCACCGUCCUCUUUUUCCUCAUUUUUGCUGUUCCUCUCAGCAUCCUGAUCCUCUUUGACUUUUGGGGCUAUAAAUUCCUCUACUCUCCAGAGAUUGGUUUUGUGCUGUCCUGCGUUAAUAGCAGCCUCAAUCCAGUUAUUUACUUCAUUGUGGGCAGCUACAGGGAUCGGAGGAUUCGACUCACCCUCAGGCUGGCCUUCCAGAGGGCCUUUGAAGUUUCAGCAGAUGACAAAGAUGAACGGGAAACCCAUGAAACAGUGACUAUGUCCUCUUAAUACCCUGCUAAUAUGCCUAAUAUGAUUACUGUACUCUGGA
Molecule: messenger RNA, 997 nt
Organism: Tinamus guttatus (white-throated tinamou)
Lineage: Eukaryota; Metazoa; Chordata; Aves; Tinamiformes; Tinamidae
Product: proto-oncogene Mas
Biological process (GO): G protein-coupled receptor signaling pathway
Cellular component (GO): plasma membrane
Molecular function (GO): G protein-coupled receptor activity
Source: RefSeq, a predicted model, not a curated record